GAGAAAGAAAUUAGUCGGUAAUGGUGCAGUCACCAUGAACCAGUCUUCUUUAGACAACAGGAUUAGAGACGUGGUUUUACUAGAUACAACUUUGGAGAGUUCUCUUGACUGGACGAAAUAUCCCUACGGCCCCCAAGCAAGAACUCCAGGGUGGGUGGAGGAAAGUUUCACGAAUUUCGAGCAAGGGAUCAAUUGGAGAUCGUUUGUUGUUUGUGAUGUCGCCUACACAAACGUUAAUAACUGGUUAUGGACGCCUUUUAUUGAGCGUGGCGACGCCAGUCGGAUGUACAUCGAGAUCAAAUUCAGCAUGCGUGACUGCAACCUCUUUCCAGGCAUGGCUUUAUCAUGUAAGGAAACGUUUUCUUUACUUUAUUACGAGUUUGAUGCUGCAACUAAAGAACCGCCACCAUGGGAGCCCGAGUCCUACAAACUCGUCGAUCGUAUUGCGGCCGAUGAGGGGCGCUUUACAUCUUCUAAUGAAGUCAUAAUCAACACUGAAGUCCGAAGCAUUCCCGUUACCAAAAAGGGUGUCUACUUUGCUUUCCGCGACCAGGGAGCAUGCUUAUCGCUAAUCGCCAUUAAAGUUUACUAUGUUACUUGUCCUAACAUGACAAGGAGUUUUGCUUUUUUUCCGGAUACCUCUACCAGUGAACAGGUAACGGAAAUCGUUGAAGUGGAGGGGCAGUGUGUUCCAAAUGCAGAAGUCGUAGAAGCUCCUAAGAUGCUUUGUAAAGGAGACGGAAAUUGGACACUGCUUUCUGGAGGCUGCAAAUGCAUGCCGGGAUAUGAAGCUGUUGGCCAGACCUGUGAAGUUUGUCCAAAAGCGACAUUCAAGUCAACAAUAGGAGACGAAAAGUGCGCCACUUGCCCAGCCCGUAGCAGCGCCCCCUAUAAGGGAUCAAUGGAAUGUCGUUGUGACGAAAAUUACUUCAGAGCACUGAAAGAUCCAAAACACAUGCCCUGUACUCAGCCACCAUCAGCGCCUCGGAAUUUAACCGUCAACUUCGUAGAUCAGUCAACAGUCAUCUUGUCUUGGCAGGCACCAAGUUACGUAGGUGGACGGACAGACACGAGCUACAGGGUUACAUGUGAUGCAUGUGGAAAUGCCGUUUCUUAUGUUCCUGCUCAGGAAGGAUUCAACGACACAAAAGUCACAAUCUCUGGUUUGAAUCCAGUAACCACUUACAGACUUCAGAUUUUUGCGGAAAAUGGUGUAUCAGAUUUUAGUGAUAGCCACUAUGUUGACAUAACGGUUACUACUGAGGCGUCUGUGCCCUCUGUCGUAGCAAAUGUGCGCAUUGUAUCUGUAAAAAAUUCUGAAAUUGUGUUAGCCUGGAAACCUCCGGUAGAUCCUUUCACUAACAUUGAAAUGUAUGAAGUAAGAUACUUCCCCCGAGGCAACGAAAAUAACGCCACAGCAAUUUUGACGAAGAAGGAAAAAUCUACUUUUGCUAAUUUAAAACAAAGAACUGAAUAUGGCUUCCAGGUGAGAGCCAAGACAGCCCACGGGUGGGGAGAAUUCAGUAAAACCAUUUUUGAAUCAACUGGACCGAUUAUCGACAGUACAGCUUAUAUUGACAAUGAAGAUAAAGUUCAAGUUCGAAUUAUUGCUGGUGCCACAGUUGCUGUCGUUGUCCUUGUUGUUGUUGUCAUCGUUAUGAUUGUUCUGUAUAUCAGGAGAAGCUCUGAAGAAUGUAACAAAAAACAGCCCAGUGAUUGUGAUACUCUUGAAUACAGAAAUGGGGAAGGUAACAAAUGUAAGGUAGUACCUGCCUUGGAACACCCUCCUAUUGUCCCAACUGCUCGUAUUACUACUCCUUUGUUCACCCACUGUGGAGCAACAAGGAGCUACAUUGAUCCACACACUUAUGAAGACCCCAACCAAGCUGUAAGAGAAUUUGCUAAAGAAAUUGAUGCUCUGCACAUAACUAUUGAAGCUAUUAUUGGUGGAGGUGAGUUUGGAGAUGUAUGUAAAGGUAAACUAAAAGUUCCAGGACGACCAGAGAUUACUGUGGCUAUCAAAACCCUUAAACCAGGCUCCUCAGACAAAGCUCGCAUGGACUUCCUCACAGAGGCUAGCAUUAUGGGGCAGUUUGAUCACCCCAAUGUUAUCUACCUACAAGGUGUAGUCACAAAAAGUAACCCAGUCAUGAUCAUCACAGAAUUUAUGGAAAAUGGAUCUUUGGAUACCUUCUUGCGAGCAAAUGAUGGAAAAUUCCAGGUUAUUCAACUUGUCGGGAUGUUACGAGGAAUUGCAGUAGGAAUGCAGUAUUUGUCUGAAAUGAGUUAUGUACACAGGGAUCUUGCUGCUCGUAACGUUUUGGUGAAUUCGAGUUUAGUUUGUAAGAUAGCUGAUUUUGGUCUCUCUAGAGAAAUAGAAAGUGCAACAGAAGGAGCAUACACCACAAGGGGAGGAAAGAUCCCAGUGAGAUGGACAGCCCCUGAGGCCAUUGCCUUCAGAAAGUUUACAUCAGCUAGUGAUGUCUGGAGUUUUGGUAUUGUCUGUUGGGAAGUGAUGUCAUAUGGAGAACGACCAUAUUGGAAUUGGCCUAACCAAGAUGUUAUCAAGAGUAUUGAGAAAGGUUACAGACUCCCCCCACCUAUGGAUUGUCCAGAAGCUUUGUAUCAGCUUAUGCUAGACUGUUGGCAGAAAGAUCGAUCACAUAGGCUGACUUUUGCAACAAUUGUAAAGACCCUCGACAAACUGCUCAAGUGCCCUGAAAGCCUUCGGAAAAUUGCACAAAACAGACAAAAUCCACUGGACCCCAAUGCUCCUGAUAUGACUCAAUAUAAGACAGUUGAAGAGUGGUUAAACAGCAUCAAAAUGAUAAGAUACCUUGAGAACUUCCAGCAGGCAGAAAUUACUUCGAUGGAGUCUGUAGCAAGACUUACUCUUGCUGAUAUUACUUCUCUUGGUGUAACACUUGUAGGCCAUCAAAAAAAGAUGAUUGGUAGCAUCCAGACUCUUAGGGUUCAACUUAGUGCCAACUCAUCUGAAGGACUUCUUGUUUAGAGAAGUAAAUGUUGCAAGUACUUGACCUGUCACUUGAGUUUAUUUCUAUCUUUGAGAAAAAGCCUUGUGGACUUACUGUUCCACUUGCUGCCAUUGUUUUUGAUGUGGCAAAACUGAGUUAGUGCUUGCUCCCACUCAAAGACUAAAGCAACUGUGAUGAACUUAAGGGGAAAAAAAAUGAUUCCAUCUGUGUAGCUAAAACAUAUGCAAAGAAAACUUGAUUUAUUGAAUCUGUAUUAAAAAAACAAAAACGAAGAACAUGAGUGAUGUAAGAAAAAGUUCUCUUUAGUACAGCAGGAAAAGGUUGUUCUCAAAGAAUUAUCUAACUAUGGAUUCCACCAAAUUCAUUAUGAAUGCUAUCUUGUAGUGCUACAAAUCUGGAUCUCACCUACAGCUUACACCAGAAUUUUAAACAAAUCAGCUCAACUUUUCUUGACGAAAAAGGUCUAAACUUGAAAGACAUACAAGGCUAGACAUAUCAGACUGUAUUAUAAAAACGUAAGUAACCAUAUCAGUUAAUGAAGGUUGUCAAGUACUUAUACCCCACUAUUGCUUUGUUUUAAUAAAAAAUAGAGGUCAGCACCAAACCAGAAAAUUUCUUUGUAGUAUGCGAGAUGGAAAAGCAGUUUUUUUUUUAAAUUAACAAGCUUAAAAAAAAAAAGAAGUCAUCUAGAUGUUGCAGAGAAAAACAUAAGAGCAGUAGUACCAAGUAAUUCAGAGAGCACCUCUCUCGUUCCAGAUGUUUUAUGUAAUGUGUCAACAUAUAGACUGCUUUUAUUAGUUGGUUGUAAAAUCGUAUAUGGUGCUUAUUAAUAUUUAUAAUGUGUAUUGCCAGUUUUAAUUUUAUCAUUUACCUAUUUUUACUGGAGUGCACAAAUAUUUCUUUUUGCAUUUCCUGUUAAGAUUUUUUACUUGCCAGUAGAAUAAUGGCAGUGCUAAUCUAUCAAAGUAAGAUGGUUACACAGGUUUAAAAUGUAUGAGAGAAGAAAGAAAAAUGUAAGUCAAAGUUUGAACAUUUACUAGUGGUUUUUACUCAUGUCGAACAUUUACACAUAGUAAUAUUACUUAGUUUAACUUAAUGUGAUAUGGUAUAAUGUUGUGGGCCUACAAGACCCUUAAUUUUUAAAGUUGUAAGGUCACAACUUUUUUUUCUAAGAUAGUUACUGGAAGUGAAGAUACAGUUUGUUACUUUUGUUAAUUAAGGUUGCAAGACAACGAAAUUGGAAAAUGAAGUGAAUGAUACACAGGAUUUUCAUGUUAAUGAUGGUUAAUUUAUUGCUUGUUUUUCUUGACUGAUAGUGUUUGAAAGUUGGUACGCUAAGAGUGAAGACUUUGUAAAAUAAAUUGUAAAAAAUUCUUGUAAAAUAAGUUUACCACCAUAAAACACAUACUUAAACACAAUUUUGAAGCAUAUAAAAUUUCUUGUGGUAUAUACAUAAAUAUAUAUAUAUAUAUGUUACAUAAACACAUCUUUUGUGGCAUUAUUAAUAUAUGAAACAUGGGUUAUAAAGUUACUUGGCAUAUAUUAGGGUUACGUGGCUCUGUAACCUAAGUACUAGCUUCUGUGUGUGUGGUAUGUAGUGGGGCUAGUCAAUGCUUCUUUUUUAACUCUGUAUGGUCAUUACUGUAAAAAAUUAAUUUUGAAACAAAAGGUUAGUCAUAACUUUUUAGACUAAUAAAAAAUAGGAUUUUGAUGGCCCUUAACAAAUGCUUAUAGCUGAAAGUGCACUGUUAAAUGUUCUAAGGUACCAUUUAUGUAAAGAUUACAAAAUGUUAUAGCUGUCUAGUAUAGUAUUUACAUUCCUGUAUAGCUGAAGCUUCUGCUUUUUUAUAAACCAUUUUUUAAAUACAUUAUCAUAAAUUUUAAUUGACCCUUUAACCAUACAUCAUUCUGUUUGACUAAUUCAUUGGUGUGAAUUCUUAUUUUGUUGUUCCAAACCAUUUCAGGUUUUACAAUAUUUCUUAACAUUGUAUAAUUUCAGAAAGCAGCAUCUCAGAUUUAUUUUAAAGUUAAUGAUUUUACUAACUAUACUACUAAAAAUCAAUCCAAAUAACAGGCAACUGUUCAACCAAGUCUGCAACUUACAGGUUUGUCAAAUGUUUGAACUUGAAACUUUAUUUUAAAUAACAUAAUAAAAUAGCUAAUGUUGAAAGUGUGUUGAUGCUGCAGCUAAAAAUAUACAAGACAAACAGGAAUAAAAUUCUAAUUUAGGUACACUAAAGAGAAAUAUUUAACUUGGUAAAAGAUAACAAAGUUGACUCUUCAUUAUAUUUUAUUGUUUAUGCUAACCUAAUAAAUAUUUUACUAAGAAACAAAAUAUAGAUUUGCAAUAAAGAAACAAUGCACUGAGAUAGGCUUUCAUUUUACAAAGUAUACUUUUUUUACAAUCAUGAUAAUUCUAGAUUAUUACUGGGGAAGUUAUCAUACCUAAAACUCGGUUUUAAAAACACAUUUCAUGUUACAUUCAGUUUAUUUAUUUACAGGAUAAAAAGUUUCAAAAUCCAUUCUGAGAAGUAUUUUUUUUGAAGGAGAUAUAGGAUGUAUUAAAACUAUUAAGUGGUAUUAUCACAGGAAAGAUAACAGAUUUAAUCUAUCACUUGUUUACACAAUAUUUUGCUGGGGUUUUAUUAACCUAUGUAUGGUUUUGUAAAAUGGGUAGAAGCACAAAAAAUAUCUACUUUUAACCAGUAACAGAAUGUUAAAUACUAAUAAUUUAAAAUUACUGUAACAACUAAUACCAUGAUAAUUCUUUUGGGAAAUUUAAAUGUACAAUUUUCAUCAACAACCUACUUUAUAAUAUUGAUGCAAAGCGUAGCAUUUGUUUCAUUUUAAAAAAUAUUAUCACUUAUUUCUUUUGAUCUACUAAGCAGAAACUGAAACUUUUUUUUACUGGCUAUCAAGAUACUGUAACUAGAAAAAAUAGUUUAAAAAUUACAUUUUGUUAUUCAAUCCAACCAUAAAGAAUUGUUUUUGUAAAAUGUUACUAUGAAAUGGAUAUUUCCAGGUAUAAUACA
Messenger RNA from Limulus polyphemus (Atlantic horseshoe crab), 6028 nucleotides. Its product is annotated as ephrin type-A receptor 4-like. Gene Ontology annotation, cellular component: neuron projection; plasma membrane. The record is from RefSeq and is a predicted model, not a curated record. Gene Ontology annotation, molecular function: protein binding; transmembrane-ephrin receptor activity; ATP binding. The coding region runs from base 35 to 3013 and encodes 992 amino acids. Gene Ontology annotation, biological process: cell surface receptor protein tyrosine kinase signaling pathway; axon guidance; protein phosphorylation. The transcript is spliced from 17 exons. Lineage: Eukaryota; Metazoa; Arthropoda; Merostomata; Xiphosura; Limulidae.